UGUAGCUGAAGUUCAAUGAUCAGAAAUAUUGGAAGCAAAGCUGCAAGAUUUGUUAACGGAGUCUUUCAACAUGUUAAACUAUCACCGAGCGUCACCAAAACCGUGAAAGGGAAGCUAUGGUUGGGAGCAAAACUAGUUCAGAUUGGUAGAAGUGAGAAGAUCUUUAAGAAGAUGUUCAAACUCAGACAAGAUGACAAGUUACUGAGCUCUUCACACUGUUAUUUGUCAACAACAGCAGGUCCCAUAGCAGGGCUCCUCUUUGUCUCCACCCAUGUGGUCGCCUUCUGCAGUGACAGACCAAUCAUAUUCUCUUCUCCACAUGAAGAACAGAGCAGAAUGAAUUACAAAGUUAUGAUCCCAAUGAAGAAGAUGAAGAGAGUUAACCAAAGUGAAAAUGUAAACAAUCCAUCAAAAAAGUACAUUCAAGUGGUGACUGUUGAUGGGUUCGAGUUCUGGUUUACGGGGUUUUUGAGUUAUAAGAUGGCUUUUAAGUUCCUCGAGAACGGGCUUUCUAAGGAUUGA
Molecule: messenger RNA, 522 nt
Organism: Cucurbita pepo subsp. pepo (vegetable marrow)
Lineage: Eukaryota; Viridiplantae; Streptophyta; Magnoliopsida; Cucurbitales; Cucurbitaceae
Product: putative GEM-like protein 8
Source: RefSeq, a predicted model, not a curated record